Molecule: messenger RNA, 864 nt
Organism: Echinococcus granulosus
Lineage: Eukaryota; Metazoa; Platyhelminthes; Cestoda; Cyclophyllidea; Taeniidae
Exons: 6
Coding region: 1-864 (287 amino acids)
Source: RefSeq, a predicted model, not a curated record
AUGGAAGAAAUUCCGGAAAAUAAAAUGAUUUAUUACUUGUACUUAUGGGUUAUCCAUAAAAAAAAUUUGAAAGUUGACUGUAUAUUGUUUAAUUGCUUAAAGCCUUUGAAGGUAGAAAAGUAUGAAGAGUUUGUGUUGAAUGCAGAGGGAGAAAAAGGGAAAGUAUGUACGUAUCAUUUACAUAAUCAGAUGAUGGGGGCUAUAAUUAGUAGUCUUGAAUACCAGAAGAAGCUUCUAGGUUUUGGAGGAAUACUGAGUUGGCAUUCACAGCAUAUUCACAUUCUAAGUAAAAUAAUGUCAAAUUCAUCUUUCAGAUUUUGGUACAAUAAAGUGACUAUUUGCGGUGGUUCUGUAACCACCAAAUUUUUGCUUAGUUGGAUGCAACUUUGUCACCCAUCCCCGCGUUCAGAGGGAAAUAUCACCCAUGUCAUGGUAAAAGGUCACCACUACCUUAGGCAAAUGUUCUGGCCUUCUGCUGCCUAUUUUAAUAGAAUUGGAAUGAUAUGUGUAAAAAUCCCAACUUCUACUUGUUUAUCCUUGACCAAGCAAAACAGAACGGCCAAUCUAAACUUCAAGGGCACAGUAGGCGCCUCCAUAAUGAACAUUUCCAGAUGGUUCACAGCUCAAAUCGCUUUAAAUGUUGAUAGCAUUCCUUUAGAACAGGGGACUCAAGAAGAUUUCAAAAGUCACUACAAGUUCUCCCAACCUCAGCCUAAGCCCCUCUUCGGCCGCGUUAAGAUUAUUUCAGUAAAAAAAUAUUCUAAUAACCACUCCACUUUUUUUAGUCUUUUAAUAUAUAACUGCAAGGAUGAAUUAAGUUACCUUAGAGAGGAAGAAUUCAAACAAUGGUGGACAGUUAUUUAG